UAGAAAAAGAGCAGACAGCAGCAGCUGACGAAAACACGGAAGUAAACUCUGUCGCGUCCGAGCUGAAGCGGUUUUUUUAUUCGUUAUUCUGCUGUAAAAGUAAAACUGGCUCCUCGACAGCCUCUUCAUAGAAACCAAGGCUGUGCUAAGGAAGCUAGCGCAACAAGCUAACUCUUCCACUGACUUUAUAUUUGCCCAACAAGCCACAGAGAGGAGGGAAACAAGUGGGGAGAAAAAAACAACAACAACGAGAGCGUACACACUGCAACUCUUCUGAUCCCCCGAAUUCUCAUCAUGGACAACAAUGGGGGACCACAGGAAGGAGCCAUGGGGGUGGAAAUGGAGGAGCUUCCGCAGAUUGAUGGGCUAUGUGACUCAUGUGAGCCUGACGAGGCACAACCGGCCACACACGUGUGCCAUGUCUGCAGCUUUGCCUUCUGCCCGCUGCAUUCAGAGAUACAUGCCAGCAGGACACAUCAUCCACUACAACCCUAUAACCACGAGGGGACACAAGCUGACAGACUUUACAGAGAGGUUGACGUUGGAGGCAAAUCUGAGGACGAGGCUAGUGCAGAGAGGGCAGCUGAAAGGGCCAUCAAUCAGGACAAUAUUGCAUCACUUGGAGUGGAGGAGUGCAAUGGCGCUGAGGAGGAAAGUGGAGCCCAGAAUGAUUUGCCACUGGCAGCUAACCAGGCUGAUGAAGCUGUGGGAGCAGAGGCGGGGCAGGAGGCCAUGGAUGCCGGAGAAGUCAGGAGGAGGGACACUGUGACAGUAGAGAGACUGCGCUGCAAAGAGCACGGGGAGGAAGGCUCCCUCUACUGUAAACCAGAUGAGAAGAUAAUCUGUGUGGUGUGUGCCGUGCAGGGUGAGCACAAGGAUCAUGAGAUGAUUACUCUGCAUGAGGCCUAUGUGUGGCAGAAGAGCAGACUGGGUUAUGAUCUGGUGAGCCGUACACAACAGGCGGCUGAGAACAUCAAGAUCAAGUGGACCAGCGGUGAAAUGACCACAGAUGAGCUGGAGGACUAUGUUACCGAGCAGUUUGAUGAACUACGCAAGCUGGUGCUCCUGGAGCAGAAGAGGACCCUUCACCUGGUGGACCUCAAGGAGGCGUUCCUGACAGCGAGCGCCGCGGAGAAGAUCGCAGAGAUCUCUGUGGAGACGGAGAGGCUGCAGAAGGAGCUGGUUAACAUCACGGACCAGCUGUGUCUGCUUGAAAAAGCCGAGGCGGAGUCGGCGAGUCCUGCUGUGAUAGCAGCGGCUCUUGCAGUACCUGGACCAUCCCAGAAGUACAAGCGCGGCACUGAAGCCAGGCCAAGACUACCGGACCCGAGGGCCGAACCCAUCAACCCUCAAGACCUUGAGGACGAUGAUUCUGGCCCAUCCAUGGACCACGCCCCGUGAUACCAGCACAGCAGAAAUCUUCCUAAAUCCACCCGUCCUUCACUGUCUGCUUCUGCCAGCUGUCAGCCUGGCCCUCACUCUGUCAGCCAUCUCCCCCUUUUACCACCCUGUCUCUCCCUCCCUCCCUCCCUCCCUCCCUAAAUGACCUUGAAGAAGGCUGCUGCGACAAAUAUGGAUGGCCAAUGUCUUUCCUGCUUUAAAACCUUCUCAAUUUCUUCACUACCCACCAACUUUCUUUAAUUGAGGCACACAAGUUAUGUGCAAUCAAUUACCAUCAGGCUCGAUUUUCACAGCCAGGCACAUCCUUGGCUUACCGGUGAGGCUGGCUGAGUCAGAGAGAGAAAGGAGGCCUGGGUCGGCAGCCGAGCGGAGCAUCUGUUCAGCCCAGCAGAUGUGAGGGAUGGGAAAUGUCUGCACCGCUGUGAGCUUUCGCUCUUCAUUUAUUCGCAGUAUCAUUUUCAUAUUGUUGUUUUGGCAAAAACAGAGGAUGCUCUCAGAGAUGCACGGGGAAUGUUUGUCAGAUGCCGCAGUGCCUUACAUCAGAAGGAUAGACUACAAAGAUUUUUAAGGGUUUUAUAUUUAUAUAAGGAAAAAAAGAGGAGGAAAUGUAAAUGACUCUAUGGUUCUUUAUGGUUGUAUAUUCAUGUCCAGUUUUUUUUCCUGCACUUCACUUUAUUGGAUAUAUCUGUUCUACUGCUUGUUAAUCAGCCAAUCACGUGGCAGCCACUUCAUACAUUCACCUGCUCAAUUCCAAACUGAGCAUCAGGACGGAGAAGAAGUGUGACUCAAAUACUUUAGGUUUAGUGACUCUGUAGGUCUGACAUCAUGGUUGGUGGCAGUAUUUCAGAAACUGAUGAUCUACAGGGGUUUUUAUCAACGACCAUGUCCCGGGUUUAUAGAGAACCAUCUGAAAAAGACAAAUGAUCCUCUGAGCUGAAGUUCAGAGGUCAGAGGAGAACGACCGGACCGAUUUGAGACGAUGGAAGCCCUCAGAGUAACUCAAAUAACCACUUGAAACCACUCUGCAGAAGACCAUGUGCUGUGUACCUAAUAAUAAAGUGGCUGGUUAGUCCAUUAUCAGAUGCUGGGUACGUUUUGAUACCUAUUGAUUAGUAAAUGUUGCUGAGUCUUUUUCUGGUGAAAAUCAAACUGUAAUUGGACCCGUGCAAAAUAGCUUUCUCUCUCAGUUUCAGUUUCCCGUGUAAAGGCUCAUUACUCCUGGCCAAUCUGCAGCGCGUGACAGAUUACUGACCAGCACUUUGUACCUUGACCCGCUUCAGCCACCGCAUUCGCUCACGAUGAACCACCGCAAACCUGUCUGUAUCAGCAGUUUGCUUUAAUGUGAUUGACCACGCUGAGACCGUCGCCCCCACUUCCCCCAUUGAUUGGGUUUACAGAGAAGCCUUCGGUCGCUCUGUUGAGUCUUUUGGUGAAGUAGCGGGUGUUGUUUCAUCUGAACUGGGAUGAAAACAAGUAAUAGAUGUUAGACAUGUUUGAUAGCAUUACUUCACAAACCUUUACUUAAGGGAAAUGUUGGUGGAUCCGCAGCCUGUUGGAGAAACUCCAACAGCUCAUUCUUUAUUCUUGUGUAACAGAAGUCUGACUGUCAACAGUUUCUCUGAUGUUUUUUUAGCCAAUAUUUUUUGUCUCAAAUCUAUCAAUAAACGGCCCGUGUCUUAAAUUUG
Solea solea (common sole) is the source of this 3086-nucleotide messenger RNA. It is a transcript of the gene trim44, whose product is annotated as tripartite motif containing 44. The coding region runs from base 295 to 1401 and encodes 368 amino acids. NCBI's taxonomy places the organism in Eukaryota, Metazoa, Chordata, Actinopteri, Pleuronectiformes, Soleidae. The transcript has 6 exons. Gene Ontology annotation, molecular function: zinc ion binding. The record is from RefSeq and is a predicted model, not a curated record.